ACGCCAGCGAAUCCAGUGUCACGAUCGAUCACCUCCACCAGUUUCUUCAUUCAAAUCACACCAGACUCCCGAAGAAGUUCGAAUUUCACAAGACCAAUCAAGAGAAGAGCACCGAGCCACUCAACGUGCGAUGAAGCAAAAUUACGCAAGGACAUCACUUGCCUACGCAAGCAUGAAUCGGUUCAGCUCGUACGCAAACUCGGAGCAGUCCACUGAGUGUGAUUCGGCACCGCUGUCGGAAGGAGACCAGACUUACCCUCCGUUCGAGGAGAUCCCUCCUGAUUCACAUAACCAAAUCCAUCGCUUUUCUCAUCGGCAGGAUGGUGCACAUAUUACUCACCGAGGCACUGGAACGCAGCACACAGUUCAUCACUGCGCCGACCCAUGUCCUGUUGCUGCUGGUGCGCGUUCAUCGCACGGUGACUUACCUCAUUGCAACGAUGUGCAACACGGAACACGAAAUCCAUCUCCAGUGGGAAAGGACCUCUUGGAAGCACCACAUGAAGAUAUUCCUGCGCCCCACUCCUUCCCAUUUCCUCUGUUCUGGAAAUCUUGGAAACGAAGAUUAAAUACCAGUGGCUUUCAUAUGCCGGAAACCUUGCCUUUGUCGCCCUUAAGGAAACAUCCGGUUGGUGAUCGGUGUAGGACCGCCUGGAGCAUGAACGGCUCAUGUGGAACCUAUGCUGUCGGCAGCCCAGCUUCCCAAUCGCGAGAAAGCACUGACCCGUCAGGGUCACAGUCUGAUUUGAACGAUUUGGUGAGUGGAAUCUUGAGUGUAUCACGAAUGUUGUUCAUGGACAGUGAGUUGAUUGAACCUGAACGUGUGUGA
Messenger RNA from Dicrocoelium dendriticum, 829 nucleotides. NCBI's taxonomy places the organism in Eukaryota, Metazoa, Platyhelminthes, Trematoda, Plagiorchiida, Dicrocoeliidae. The record is from the annotation of a GenBank genome assembly.